Messenger RNA from Entelurus aequoreus (snake pipefish), 1993 nucleotides. It is a transcript of the gene nipa2, whose product is annotated as NIPA magnesium transporter 2. Gene Ontology annotation, molecular function: magnesium ion transmembrane transporter activity. Gene Ontology annotation, biological process: magnesium ion transport. NCBI's taxonomy places the organism in Eukaryota, Metazoa, Chordata, Actinopteri, Syngnathiformes, Syngnathidae. Gene Ontology annotation, cellular component: membrane. Bases 255 to 1304 code for a protein of 349 amino acids. The record is from RefSeq and is a predicted model, not a curated record. The transcript has 6 exons.
UCAGCCUGAAGCAGCGUGACGCGCAUGCGCAGUCAGUUGCCGUGUCGACGCGUGUGUUGCCGGUUGCGCUCCAGAAUGUUGAGGUGUGAAAGUCUCCCGCAUGUCAGCUGUGUUGUCAAGCAAGAACGCGUCUUCGGAGAGGUGUGUGGCUCAGCUUGAGCUGCGCGUCGGCUUCCUCCGAGCGGCGGCUUCUCACCUGCCUGGCGGCCGAUGUGAGCGAGCGGCGCGGGGACAACAGCACAUCCGGCCUGGUCAUGGCGCAGGACCGGGGCAAGUACGACUUCUACGUGGGCCUGGCCCUGGCCGUCAGCUCCAGCCUCUUCAUCGGCGGCAGCUUCAUCCUCAAGAAGAAAGGUCUGCUCAGGCUGGCCAGGAAGGGAUCCAUGCGGGCAGGUCAAGGUGGUCAUGCAUACUUGAAGGAGUGUCUAUGGUGGGCAGGACUACUCUCAAUGGGCGCAGGUGAGCUGGCCAACUUUGCGGCGUAUGCCUUCGCCCCCGCCACCCUGGUCACACCUCUGGGAGCGCUCAGCGUGUUGGUCAGCGCCAUCUUGUCCUCGUACUUCCUGAGCGAGCGCUUGAACCUUCACGGCAAACUGGGCUGCCUGCUCAGCAUCCUGGGGUCCACCACCAUGGUCAUCCACGCACCUCAGGAGGAGGAGAUCAGCAGCCUGGAACACAUGGCCCGGAAACUGGUCGACCCGGGCUUUUUCGUCUUCGCCACGCUGGUGGUGGUGGUGGCGCUGGUCCUGAUCUUCGUGGUGGGUCCUCGCCACGGGCAGACCAACAUCCUGGUCUACAUCACCAUCUGCUCGGUGAUCGGCGCGCUGUCGGUGUCGUGCGUGAAGGGCCUGGGCAUCGCCAUCAAGGAGGCGGUGGCGGGCGCCAACGUGGCCAAGACGCCGCUGGCGUGGAUCCUGCUGCUGGGCCUGGUGGCGUGCGUGGGCACGCAGAUCAACUACCUGAACAAGGCGCUGGACAUCUUCAACACCUCGCUGGUCACGCCCAUCUACUACGUCUUCUUCACCACCUCCGUGCUCACCUGCUCCGCCGUGCUCUUCAAGGAGUGGCGCCACAUGGGCGCCGACGACAUCAUCGGCACGCUGAGCGGCUUCCUGACCAUCGUGGUGGGCAUCUUCCUGCUGCACGCCUUCAAGGACGUCAGCGUCAGCCUGGCCGCGCUGGCCGCCUCCGUGCGCAAGGACCAGCGCGCCAACGGAACAUACGAGCUGCUGCGCGCCGACACGGAGGAGCGUGACGAUGUGGUGUCGCGGCGGAACGGGGCGGCGGCGUCGUCGUCAUCCUAGGAGCCUAAAAAAAAGACAAUCUGCGGGACCAAAAGAUAUUUUUCAUUUGCCUUAACGUCUUCAUGCACUGACUGCCUUUCUACAAAGAUCCUUUCUACGCCACGAGCACUCAUGAUGUGUUACAUAUUUAUUGGAAUAAAAGCUUUCCGCAUGCAUGUUGCUCACUAACUGUCCAUAAGGCACACGUGUGUGAGUAGAAAAAGUGGAACCAUGACAUCUUAGCUACUGGCCAGUGACUGGUGGAUGGGCGGCUGGAAGCAGCGCACGUGUUCCACCGGCACGUUCUCCCCGUCACCAGACUUCAGGUACUUGUUCAGGAUGGAGAAGAUCUCGUUGUUCAGCACCUGGAACUUGCGGAUGCGAUCCACCAUCUUCUUCAGGGGCUGGGGGAGCAAGCGGACACACGUCAACACUACCUAGUGGACAAGUGGGUGUACUGCAGAUAUUUAUUGAUCAUCGCAAUACUUUUCUUGACAUUAAGUUAAAAAAAACACUUUUUUAACAAAUAUUUAAUCCUUUUGAAAUUAUUUUUUAAUAAGUGUCACAUAUUUUUAAUUGUUUCAAUUCACGUCAGACAAAUGUAACAAUAAAUUAUUUUUUUGAACAUUAACACAAUUUGUGAUUUAAUUAAGAAAGUUAGCUCAUUAUUUGGACAACAUGAAUGAACUUGAAAUGUAAUAAAUUCAUAU